This is a messenger RNA of Tupaia belangeri chinensis (Chinese tree shrew), 2597 nucleotides long. Its product is annotated as F-box/WD repeat-containing protein 12. Gene Ontology annotation, cellular component: cytoplasm. Bases 75 to 1544 code for a protein of 489 amino acids. NCBI's taxonomy places the organism in Eukaryota, Metazoa, Chordata, Mammalia, Scandentia, Tupaiidae. The transcript is spliced from 10 exons. Gene Ontology annotation, molecular function: protein binding. The record is from RefSeq and is a predicted model, not a curated record.
AAGUCCUGGGCGGGGCUUAGCUAAGCCGGGUGGACACGGGGAGGGCGUGAGGCAUCAGUGGGUGCGGCAGAGCGAUGGCGGCGCGGCUGGGUCCGCACGAACUGCUGCACGUCUUCUCUUUCCUGGAGGCUCGGGAUCUGCUCUCCGCAGCGCAGGUGGACAAGGUCUGGAAUGAGGUUUCAAAGACCAAGGAACUGUGGAGGCAGUUGUGUCUGAGACGCUGGUCCUCCAGCAAAGCCUCCCAGGUGGUCCUGGGCACACAAAAAUGGAGACAGUAUUAUCUUUGUCGAUCUGAGCUGGAGUUCCGAAUGGAGUCUGGGCGACCAGAGAAAGACUUCAUCUGCAGAGCCAUUUCCGGACACACAGGAGAGAUACAUGGGUUGUCUUACAUCUCAGUUAGUGAGUACCAGUUUGAUGGCGGGAAGAAGUCCGUGGUUUGCACUGUGUCUUCAGACUGUACUGUGCGUGCCUGGGAUUUGCAUGAGGGUGUGGAGAUUUGGUCAAGCCCUGUGCAGCCUGCCGCCCUGGUGAAUCUGGUGACCUACCCUCAGCUGCAGCUGGUGGUUACUGUGGAUGAGCGGGGAUUGAUCAAAGUGUGGAAAGCGGAAAAUGGGUGGGAGUGUGCGUCCUUCUGCCUACCAACACUCUCGUCUGCAUUGGAGGCCUGCAACCAUCCCGAGGGCCCCUUUUUGCUGGCGGCCAGCGCCGAGGGCGUCCUCUACGUGCUGACAGUGCCGCCACUCCAGGUGGUCUCCACAGUGACCUUGUUCCCUCACCACUCUGUGAGUCUCCUCUGCUCACCUGACCACCAGUGGGUGUUUGCUUCUGUGCAGGAUUCAGACCUGAGCCCGAAGGUGCUCUCCACUCACACCUUGCUGCACCCGUCAGAAGACGAACCUCCUGUCUGCUCCACCCUCCCUAUCCGGCACAGUUCCAGAGCCUGCUGGGCUCCCGAGGAGGCAGCCAGGCUGACUGUGAUGCACAAGAAUGACAAUAGCAUGCAGCUGGUGGUCACUACCUAUGAGCUGGGGGCCCAGAAGUCCAGGGACCGCAUGGACAUUUUGGUAAAACAGAUCGCCAGUUUCCUCUUGCCGGACACCACGAGGCCUCCUCACCUCAUGAAGGGCCAUGGCUCUCAGGUUAUCCUGCUGGUGUCUGGGUCAGAGCUGGUGCUGUUCACUGUCCACGGCCUGCAGCUGGCAGCCUUCCAGGACCACCAGAGGCCCAUCAUGGCCAUGUGGGUGGACUCGAGCUGUGUUGUCACCUCCUCCUUUGAUCUCUCCCUGCGAGUCUACAUGUGGAAUAAAGAGAAUAAGCUCCCAGUCCUCAAGAGCUGCUACCACUUGCUUGGAGGAUCCCACAGGUGGGCCAGUGGAUUCACGCACGUGGAGAGUGACAGCAUGAGCAUCGUUGGGGUGGAAGCCAGAAGCACUGGAACAAGUAUUCUGAGGGUGUACCACUUCAGAGUGCAGCGUGGCUCAGAAGAGUGCGUCACUGACGAUGGUGUCACUUCGAGAACGAACUCGCAUAUAUGCAGAGACUAACGCAAUCAUGUUGUCAAAGGAACUAGUACAUCUCAGAUGCCUGCUGUGUGCCAAGCACUGUGCAUUGUGACUGUGCUUUUAAAUCCUCACAAAAAACUAAUAGAGGUAUCCUCUCUGUUUUGAUUUGUUUUGUUUUGAGCGAUUUGCUAUAGGGCACAUGUGCUCACCAGAGAGACAGUGAGAAAUCACAGCCCCACCCACCCUGGUGGGGAUUGCGCUGCUGCAGUCCUUUCUCCUCCAUUCUCUUGGGAUUUGGGGCAUACAUGUCCAGUGUGAGUCUCAGGCCAUGUGGGAGUCCGCAUCUUAGCUGCUAUGCUACCUGCUGGCUCCUUUCUCUGGCUUCAGACAAGAAAAAUGAAAUAUAAAAGAAGCAUAAUUAACCCAUUUUUGGCCUCAUUCUUUUCAGCUGCUAAGCAACUUGGCCAAGAUUAUUCAUAUAGUAAGUGGCAGAACAAAGCUGCAUGAAUCGGGGUACUGGAAAGCCCAGGUUUCAAGUACCAGGAUUGUAACACGAUUGUUUUGGUUGUCCAAGUAUGUAAUGAAGUAAUUUUGUUUUCCUGUGGCCUCGUAACAACCCAUUUUUAAAUUAUUAUUUUACAUUUAAUCACUAUAUAUCAUCACAGCAUACAAGAUGAGUUUCCCAGCAUGAAUACACUAUUAUUCAUUCAGUCAAAACUGUUACCACACAUAUUAUCAGUAGGUACUUUUCCAUUUUUGGGUCCCUUACAAAUUUUCCUUUUUUCUUUUUCCCCUCGAGUCCCUCCCUCUCACCCUCCCCCAUUUCCCACCCUCCUCCCACACUGCCUCUGGUACCACAGUUGCUCUCCACGUUUUUGUGCCUUCCACUCUUUUAGUUUCUGCCCUAGAGUGCAUACAUAGAGUGCAUGUAUAUUAAGCGGGACAUACAAUAUGAUAGUAUCUUUAACUGGACUAAUAUGCAGUAUAUUAAUGCUGGGAAAAUUCGUUCUGCAUGCUAUAAUGAAUUUAUAUAUAGUGAUUGAAUGUAUAAAAAGUUUUAAAUUAAAAAAAAGCCUCUCUUUCAUAGUCUGGUUU